Peronospora matthiolae is the source of this 306-nucleotide messenger RNA. Lineage: Eukaryota; Oomycota; Peronosporomycetes; Peronosporales; Peronosporaceae. The record is from the annotation of a GenBank genome assembly.
AUGGUGUCAAAAUCCACGCGAACUGCAACUGCAGCAGCAACAAGAGCGGCUGCACGCAUGCGAGCGGCCGCCGUAAGUGCAUCUCACACAUCAGCAGCAGGCGAUUCGUCGCCUGUUGUCGUGAAUCCUCUACGUGUUGAGUCACCACGUGCGACCGGUACAUCCGCUGCGUCUGCAGCGGGUACUGCGAGUCGUAAUCAAGACGAGUAUGAGAUAGAGCUCAUCUAUUCUGGCGAGUCGGAUGAUGCAUCCGACUCGGCGGCAACUCCUCACGCCUCCGGAUCACCCGGGGAGGACACUGCAUGA